Loxodonta africana (African savanna elephant) is the source of this 3658-nucleotide messenger RNA. RefSeq names its product EDAR associated via death domain (gene EDARADD). The record is from RefSeq and is a predicted model, not a curated record. NCBI's taxonomy places the organism in Eukaryota, Metazoa, Chordata, Mammalia, Proboscidea, Elephantidae. Gene Ontology annotation, biological process: signal transduction. The transcript is spliced from 7 exons. Bases 419 to 1294 code for a protein of 291 amino acids. Gene Ontology annotation, molecular function: protein binding.
AGUCCAAAUCAACUCGAGGGCAUUGAGUUUUUGUGUGUGUGUGUUAGUGGUACAGGUUUAAAGUAAACCAGUCUUAGAGCAAUACUUGAGGUUGUGUUGCUAACCAGAUAGUCCAACUUGACCUCUGGUUCCUGAUGACCAAUUUCAGAAAUGAUUCCAUUUUCAUGUAAAGUACAGAAAGAACCACAAAAAACAACCUCCAGAUGGACUCAAGAGAAAGUACCCUUAAAAAAAAAUUUCCGUUCCUAUCAGAAGGCAGACCAAGAGGAAAUUUAUCCUCCCACCCACAAAUUCCCCAGUAAGCUUUCAUCUAGCGGUUUUCACUCUCUUUAGACAGGAAGCGGGCACCCUCUUCUCUGAACCACUUGUUUCUUCAAUGGCACAUUUCAGAGAAUAAGACACCCAUCUCAAGAGUGCCAUGGGCCUCCGGACCACUAAACAAAUGGGCAGGGGCACCAAGCAGCCCCCUGCUCACCAGGAGGGAAGUGAGAACGAGGAAGAAGCCGGCGGAGACGCAGGAAGGAGGAGCUGGAGCAGGAGGAGAGCGCAGAACCGCGGCGGUUUUCUCGGGCGCGUAGGGGAAGCAGGACUUUCCAUCCCGGGCGCGCCGCUCUCCUCCCGCGUCCCGGAGGCCGCCCACCCCCGCUUGGGCGCUCGUCGGCUCCACCCCGCCCCCAUGGCCUCUCCAGACGACCCUCUGCGCGCAGAUCAUGGGGCAAAGGAGCCAGUGGAGGAUACAGAUCCUAGCACUUUAUCCUUUAACGUGUCAGACAAAUAUCCCAUUCAAGAUACCGGACUCCCUAAAGCCGAGGAGUGUGAUACACUUACUUCCGACUGCCCACCGAAUUCUGAUGAGCAUCAUCAGGGAGAAGAAAAUGGCUUUCCAGACAGUACUGGAGAUCCCCUUUCAGAUUUAAGCAAGGACAUAUCUUGUAAAGAAAAUUGUACAUGUUCCUCAUGCUCGCUCCGGGCCCCCAACAUAAGUGACUUGCUCAAUGACCAGGACGUAUUAGACGUGAUUAGGAUAAAGCUGGAUCCCUGUCACCCGACAGUAAAGAACUGGAGGAAUUUUGCGAGCAAAUGGGGCAUGCCUUAUGACGAACUGUGCUUCCUGGAGCAGAGGCCCCAGAGCCCCACGUUGGAGUUCCUGCUUCGGAACAGUCAGAGGACGGUGGACCAGCUGAUAGAGCUCUGCAGGCUUUACCACCGGGCUGACGUGGAGAAGGUCCUGCGGAGCUGGGUGGAGGAGGAGUGGCCCAAGAGGGGCCGCGGAAACCACCCCCAGCACUUCUAGAGUCCUCCUCCUUCCUUCCUUGGCCUCUGCGGACAUUGAAACCACCACGGGUCAAGGAGAAAUGUUAAUCUGUUCUUUUUUACGAGUUGAGGAUAAAAGGACGUGGAACAGAGGACAUUUGUUUUCCCCAAGCAGGUGGUUUUGUGGAGGGUAGGCUGUGAUUUGGUGGUGGAUUUUUGUUUGUUUUUGCACAUCUGUUUUUAUUUAAUAUUUGAAUCUAGAAUUGAGAAGAAAAAAAACAUAUUUUGUUGGCUCAUGUAGGAGCCAGAGCUUACAAUCAGAAUGGAUUCAUGCCAACAUGAACAUAAAAUGAUCCUCUCCCUUAAGUACUGCUAGAGAUUUCAACAAAAUAGGACCUGGAAUUGUUGAUGGUCUCCCAACAGUCAUCAUACACAGACUCUCCGUGAUCAACGGCGUUCCCACCACUUAGAAGAAAACAACACUGAGAAACCUAUUUUGUUUGUUGCUUUUUUUUUAUUGUAAAGUACUUAUGUGAUGUUGGUAUUAUGUGAUGAUUACCUUCAUAACACAUGUGCCAUCUUUUUUAUUCAAAUGCUUUUUAUAACCUGUGCAUGAUCAAAAAUGGCAUUUGCUCAAGCGUUUCUAAAAGAAAUACAAAAAUCAGUGGUUAUUGAUUGGGAGGAUACAGUCGUGGGAAUGGUGUUGACAGAGUACUCAAAAUGCCUUCGUUUAUGCGUGAUUUAUUUUCAAUAUAGCUUAGUAUUUACUUUUACAUCUUUUAUAUAAGGUGGGGUGCUUCACUCCUGAGGUGAGAGGUGAAUCUCAGUUAGGCUAAUGAAUAAGAAUCAGCUGCCCUGUUGGUAAACGGUAACCACCUCUAGCACCUGCUAUCCGAGCUUGAAACUGGACCCAGUAACACUAAAGAACAGUUCAGGGAAAAAGGAAAAAUCUGUAAUGGUAGGGAAAGUACGCAUAAAAUCCAAAUUUUCAGUAAUUUUAAACUAAAUGAAAAAUGUGGUUUGAAGAAUAUCUCAGUUCUUCUUUGAUGGUUUGAAGGGGAAGUGUGGUGAAGGAAGGCUCAUUACUAGAGAGAUCAGAUUUUCCAGGUGUUCUCUUGGGGGAAAAAGAGAGAAAGCAAAGUUUUGGUUUAGUUCACAAUUCCACUAAAGUUUUGGCAACAGAAGGAGCCCUGGUGGUGCAGUGGUUAAGUGCUCAGCCGCUAACCGAAAGGUCAAGGGUUCGAACCCACCAGCCACUCUACAGGAGAAAGAUGUGGCAGUCUGCUUCCAUAAAGAUUGUUGUUGUGUUGUUGUUAGGUGCCGUCGAGUCGGUUCCGACUCAUAGUGACCCUGUGCACAACAGAACGAAACACUGUCCAGUCCUGAGCCAUCCUUAACAAUCGUUCUUAUGCUUGAGCUUACUGUUGCAGCCACUGUGUCAAUCCACCUCGUUGAGGGUCUUCCUCUUUUCAUGGACCCUGUACUCUGCCAAGCAUGAUGUCCUUCUCUAGGGACUGAUCCCUCCUGACAACAUGUCCAAAGUAUAUAAGAUGCAGCCUCACCAUCCUUGCCUCUAAGGAGCAUUCUGGCUGUACUUCUCCUAAGACAGAUUUGUUCGUUCUUUUGGCAGUCCAUGUUAUAUUCAGUAUUCUUCGCCAGCACCACAAUUCAAAGGCAUCAGUUCUUCUUCUGUCUUCCUUAUUCAUUGUCCAGCUUUCACAUGCAUAUGAUGCGAUUGGAAAUACCAUGGCUUGGGUCAGGUGCACCUUAGUCUUCAAGGUGACGUUUUUGCUUUUCAACACUUUAAAGAGGUCCUUUGCGGCAGAUUUGCCCAAUGCAAUGCGCCUUUUGAUUUCUUGACUCUUGCUUCCACGGAUGUUGAUUAUGGAUCCAAGUAAAAUGAAAUCCUUGACAACUUCAAUCUUUUCUCCGUUUAUCAUGAUGUUGCUCAUUGGUCCUGUUGUGAGGAUUUUUGCUUUAUGUUGAGGCGUAAUCCAUACUGAAGGCUGUGGUCUUUGAUCUUCAUUAGUAAGUGCUUCAAGUCCACUUUACUUUCAGUAAGUAAGGUUGUGUCAUCUGCAUAAUGCAGGUUGUUAAUGAGUCUUCCUCCAAUCCUGAUGCCCCGUUCUUCUUCAUAUAGUCCAGCUUCUCAGAUUAUUUGCUCAGCAUACAGACUGAAUAGGUAUAGUGAUAGAAUACAACCCUGACGCACACCUUUCCUGACUUUAAACCAAUUGGUAUCCCCUUGUUCUGUCCAAACAACUGCCCCUUGAUCUAUGUAAAGGUUCCUCAUGAGCAUAAUUAAGUGUUCUGGGAUUCCUAUUCUUUGCAACGUUAUCCAUAAUUUGUUAUGAUCCACACAGUCGAAUGCCUUUGCAUAGUCAAUAAAACCUAGGUAAACAUC